CCUGUUCCUCGGUCCAGCGCUGCGCAGUCUUCCUGCGCCGGCUUCUUUAGUGUCAGCAGUCAUCUCCUGCACUGUCCGCAGUCUCUGGUCAUCUCCUGUACUAUGUCCGCAGUAUCUGGUCAUCUCCUGUACUAUGUCCGCAGUCUCUGGUCAUCUCCUGUACUAUGUCCGCAGUCUCUGGUCAUCUCCUGUACUAUGUCCACAGUCUCUGGUCAUCCACUGCACUGUCCGCAGUCUCUGGUCAUCCCCUGCACUGUCCGCAGUCUCUUGGUCAUCCCCUGCACUGUCCGCAGUCUCUGGUCAUCUCCUGUACUGGGUCCGCAGUCUCUAGUCAUUUCCUGUACUGUGUCCGCAGUCUCUGGUCAUUUCCUGUACUGUGUCCGCAGUGUCUGGUCAUCUCCUGUACUGUGUCCGUAGUCUCUGGUCAUCUCGUCUGCAGU
Molecule: messenger RNA, 440 nt
Organism: Staurois parvus
Lineage: Eukaryota; Metazoa; Chordata; Amphibia; Anura; Ranidae
Source: the annotation of a GenBank genome assembly